CUAUUCGCUCUUCUGCGGCGAAGAAUCCAGAGCUCUCAAGAAGUGCAGGUUUGGAGCAUCAACAACUACAGUUCAAGAAGAGCUUCCGCCCGCCUUCAGAACCGAGUGCGGAGGAACAACCAUCAACUACCAACUUUUCUCUACUCCCACAUCAGUACAAGUCGACAAGACAGCAGAAAGAACGAAACAAAAAAUUCCUCUUUUGUCUACAAGUGUUGGUAGUGCCAGUUCUUCUCACCAUCACCCUAAUCCCUCAGGGACCACAGCUGAAAGUAACUUCUUCAAUCCUAUACUCCAACAAGACGCAGCCCGAGACUAUGGAUCAGGGCCCAACAUUCCGCGCUAUUUUGACGCCACCGUCACAAAAACGAAGACCAGCACAGAAGAAGAAAUCAAUCAGCAAGCAACACGUCUUGCAUCUUGGUUGAUCGCAACUGAAGCACAAUCUAGGUUGGAAAACAAGGAGAUUUUUGGAAAAAUGCAGCCUCAUCUUCAAAUCACUUAUGCGGGAAAGAAUUUCGCUUUCUCACAUAAGCUGCUGAAAUCAGCGGUCGAAAUAGCUAGCACCUCCGACAGAGGCAUUAGCGAUAACGCAGACACAAUCUUAAAAUGGAAAGAUAAGCUAGUUGCCGGCAUAACCAUGGAAGGCGAAGUCGAGCCAUCAGGUUUUUGGCGUCUUCUGCCAGAAGACAAGAUCGAGGCACAAAGAGCGCUGGCAGCUGAAGCGGCCAGUCGGGAAAAACUGCCACCUGAAGAUGACCACUGGGCUGAUGAAGAGGAUAUUGUUAAGCUGUGGGAGCAAAAAGAAAAAAUGCAGAAGAAAGGUUUGUGGCUACCAAUGGCUAGUAGUGCGCUUACACACCUUGGAGGAGCCAAGCCUUUCCCAGUGCACCAGCCCACACUGGAAAAUCCAAAUAAAAUGCGGUGCUGCGUAGACCUGAGAGGCCAGAAUCGAAUGCAAGUAGUCAAAGAAAAAAUGCGCCUGUUGGGAGCACGAGCUGCAAUUGAAUUGACAGCCGCUUGCGUGUCCACAUCGACGAACUGGAAGAAGCGCCCUCUCAUGCUGCAGACCAAACAUGACGUGAAGGAAGACGUAGAGAUUGAGAAGAGGCUUCGCAGCCGUCUGGAAAAAAAACCAAUCUCAACUACAAGAUGA
This is a messenger RNA of Amoebophrya sp. A25, 1156 nucleotides long. The record is from the annotation of a GenBank genome assembly. Lineage: Eukaryota; Dinophyceae; Syndiniales; Amoebophryaceae.